AUGGAACGCCCGUUCCCGGAGUGCCAGCUAGGAAUAGGUGAUUGGGAGAGCCUGCCACCAGAGCUCGUGGCGCAGAUCUACACCCACCUGCCUCUGAGGGAGCGCAAACUUGGUCGGAAGAUAUGCAAGGGGUGGAAAAGGGGCUUGGAUACGAUGGUGAGCAAGUUGCGCGUGGGGCCGCACAACCGAGAACCGAAUGUGUGGAAUCGUCAGCUGCUCAUGAUGAAGCGGCUGCAGCAUCUCUUCCCCUGCCUACAGGAGAUCGACUUUGACCAGGGCGUGGGUAGCGACCUGUUGGUGCGCGAUCCGGGCCUGCCGCACAACCUUAACAUAAUUCCGCGAGUGUCGCGCAUUGGGGUGACAUCAUCGCGCACCGCGCUGCAUCUGGCGGCUGUGCAUGCGCUGGCCGCGCGGCCCGAGGUGGCCUCUUUUUCGCUGAGUUUGCCGUCGCCCAUCACCAAUGCGGACCUGUGCGAACUGCUCUCCGUGCUCGGGCCCAAGCUCACCUCGCUUGAGGUGCAGCAGGCGCACGAGCUGAGCAGCGCGGCGUUGAAGGGCCUGGCGGCCAGCAGCCGGCUGGGGGCGCUGAGCCUGGAGGGCAUACCGCGGAUGGGGAAGGAGGGCUGGCGCGCGCUCUCCUCCCUCACCGCACUCACGCGCCUGGCUAUCAGCACGCUGACGCGGCUGCAGGACCUGCGGCUGAAGGUGCGCGAGAUUGACGCUGAUGGCGUUGCAGCGCUGCAGACGCUCAGAGACCUGCGCUCCCUGGACCUUGAGGUGUGGGUGUCGCCAGUGCGGCCGCGGGUGAUUGAGGCGCUGCUCAGCUUCACCCGGCUGGAGGCGGUGCGGCUGGAGGCAUAUUCCUCUUUAGAGACGGCGCGCUGUUUUUGUGCGCUGCGGCACCUGCCGCGGCUGGCGCACCUCGACCUGCGCCUGUCCGGCUCCUCAUUUGCCCUCGAUGACAACCUCGAGGCUCUGGCAUCCCUCUCCGCCUGCUCGAAGCUGGCGUCCCUGUCACUGGCGGCGCCUGCUCCGGCGCUGUCGGCACUGUCGGCGUGCAGCGGCAUCCAGAAGCUGCGACUCAGCGACGCAUCGAUGCUCAGCAACCGCAUCACAGGCACGGAGCUGCCGCGGCUGCCGGAAUUGCGCCACUUGAACCUGCUGCACUGUAGCGCGCUGACAGACGCCGGCCUGGCAGCUGUGGCGGCACAGUAUCCAGUGCUGACAGGCCUACAGCUCAAGUCGGGCUCUCUUUCCGACGCCGGCUUGACUGCAAUCGCUACUCUGACGUCCCUGGAGCGACUGGACCUGGUAGACUGUGAGGCCCUCAAGGGUGAGGGCCUGCGAGCCAUCCUGGCCUCUCUGCCAUACCUCCAGGCAGUCACAAUCACAGGGAAUGAUACCGCCCUGGAGGAGGCGCGGAUAAUUACCCGGACGACCUCGCCCCACGUGGAGGUGGCUAAGGGUAGAUACCCCUUUGAGUUGGAGAGUUCGUUGAGACCGCUGCAGGACCGAAUCUACUCCUGA
Coccomyxa subellipsoidea C-169 is the source of this 1527-nucleotide messenger RNA. RefSeq names its product RNI-like protein. The record is from RefSeq and is a predicted model, not a curated record. The coding region runs from base 1 to 1527 and encodes 508 amino acids. NCBI's taxonomy places the organism in Eukaryota, Viridiplantae, Chlorophyta, Trebouxiophyceae, Coccomyxaceae. The transcript has 9 exons. Gene Ontology annotation, biological process: SCF-dependent proteasomal ubiquitin-dependent protein catabolic process. Gene Ontology annotation, cellular component: SCF ubiquitin ligase complex.